AAGCAAUAAUUCACAUUUCUUCUUCAAAAUUUUCCCCAAUUCCGGUGAUCCUCAACAAUCUCAAGCUUCCCUGUUUCGAUUCAACCCUGUCCGGCGAUCGAUUUGUUCUUCAUUGCCAUAAGCUGUUGAUUCUUGUUGUCAAAAUAAAUGUUCUUUGGCCUUCCUUUUUCUUAAUUUUUCUCUGUAGAUGGAUUAUGAUCGGUUUAUAUGGAAAUUCUGAGAGUGGCCGUCGUCCGCCACUUGUCGGAACCCUAACUGCCAUCGGACCAUUGCAGUUUUUUUCAUCACAUGAUCAUCAUCUAACGAACGAAGAGGCCAUCGAGAGAGUACUCACCUUAGUCAAGAGCUUCCCCAUAGUUGAUCAGCCUUUUAUUAUCACUUCUUUGAAUUUCAGAUCAACAACAACACUCUCACCAAUAAUUCAUAAUUAUUCCUUGGAUUCUCCUGAUCUUCAUCAAUUUCAAGCUUACCGGUUUCAACCUCUUCACUUCGAUUCCUAAGUUUAGCCCGCCGAUCAAUUUGUUCUUCGUUACGUUUUGCAUUGGCUAAUAAAAACUUUUAAUGAUAGAGGAAAUUAAAUAAGCCAGAAUUAGUACUUCAGAAGCUAUAUCAUGCAUUUUCCAUGUUUACAUUUCUAGGUAACUUACUAAAAUGAAGCUCAACAACACUUGAAUGUCUAACCUUCCUUUUAUUUUCUUGUUAAAUAUAUCUAUUCUUUUUCU
Molecule: messenger RNA, 722 nt
Organism: Rubroshorea leprosula
Lineage: Eukaryota; Viridiplantae; Streptophyta; Magnoliopsida; Malvales; Dipterocarpaceae
Source: the annotation of a GenBank genome assembly